Molecule: messenger RNA, 208 nt
Organism: Prorocentrum cordatum
Lineage: Eukaryota; Dinophyceae; Prorocentrales; Prorocentraceae
Source: the annotation of a GenBank genome assembly
GCGCAGCGCCGCGGCGAAGGCGCACCGGGAGCUCCAGGAUCUGCGCGGGCUCCCCGAGCUGUACGAGGCCGCGGUGAACUUUGGGCUCUACGGCCUGGCGCUCGCCGCCGCCGCCCUCGGCGCGUCGCAGCCGGAGCCGGGCGUGGUCUCCGGCCUCUGGGCCUGCCUCGUCUGCCUGCCCGCGGACGCGCCCUUCUUCGACCUGCAG